AUGCAGCAGAGCUUUGACAACCAGGCUGGCGGGGACGGCAUCGUUACUCUCCUGAGCUAUCUGGCUUCCAACCUCUCGGUGAAGUCCAUGGAAGUGACACGCGAAAUGCUCGAGGGUCAAGCAGGCGAAGCUCUUGCCGGCGUCGUGCGUAGGCACGUUGCUCUGAACAAACUGGAGAUCAACGGCUCGACUUUUGCUCAUCCGGAGGCCGUAUUGAAAGCUGCUGUUAAAAGCCCAAGCCUGAAGACGCUGAAUGUCAAUGAAUGCCGCCUCUCAACGAUGGACAUCCACAACAUGGGCGAAGCCCUUUCUAGGCCCCCGCCGUCUCGGGCUAGUGUGCUGGGUGGGGCAUCAGCGUCAGAGCCGCCUACAAGCGUUCUGGAAAAUCUCUCCUUCACGAACUGCAGGAAGGCGAAUGCGGAGGAGCAGGAUUUCAUGUUUCAAGUCACGUUCGCCAUGCUUAUUUCGGGUGGGCUACGCCAACUCUCGCUUAACGACUGCCGUCUGACGUACGUGUUCGCCAUGAUGGCCGCGCGCCAACUGCGUGCUGACAGCCGCCUUCAACACCUGUACGUUCAGAAAAACAAUCUGACCCUCAGCGGGAUCCGUAUGAUGCUCAAGUCUCUGGAGGUCAACACCACACUGGAUGUGCUCGGCAUCGACAUGUGGCACCAUCCCCACCAAUUCGUUGUUUACAAGGUUAUCACAGACUUCAAGCUCUCCUCUCGUCUCGUCUUCAGCUGGGAGAACCCUCUUGGGCUCGAAUUCGUCCGGGGACACGAAUUGUGCUCCUUGAGCUCCGUCUACCUGAAUUUUAACCGGCGGGUACCGGUGGACACCCAGGUUCUUCUGGAUGAACUUAAAAAGUGCACCCGAACAAAACAAGCUGACAUGUACUGCACGGCACGCUCAAAGCAUCCAAUGCCACUACUUCUGGUCAACGCUCUGAGAAAUCUGCAGCACCUCAGGUGUGUAUAUCGCUACUUUCGCUGCGUUAAGAACCGGCCAAUGGCUUCAAUAUUGUUCGAAAGCUGA
Messenger RNA from Rhipicephalus sanguineus (brown dog tick), 1035 nucleotides. RefSeq lists its product as uncharacterized. Lineage: Eukaryota; Metazoa; Arthropoda; Arachnida; Ixodida; Ixodidae. The transcript is spliced from 5 exons. Bases 1 to 1035 code for a protein of 344 amino acids. The record is from RefSeq and is a predicted model, not a curated record.